This is a messenger RNA of Vicia villosa (hairy vetch), 2397 nucleotides long. RefSeq lists its product as uncharacterized. Bases 1 to 2397 code for a protein of 798 amino acids. The record is from RefSeq and is a predicted model, not a curated record. The transcript has a single exon. Gene Ontology annotation, molecular function: protein dimerization activity. Lineage: Eukaryota; Viridiplantae; Streptophyta; Magnoliopsida; Fabales; Fabaceae.
AUGUUGCUCAAAUACUUUACACCCGAACCGAGAUUUCCAGAGCCAAAGAAGCUUGCUCCUUCAAAUGGGCAUCCCGAAGAACCUUCUCCGGUCCCCUCUUCAAAUGACGUACAACUAGAACCUAAUUCUUCAUAUAAGGUGUUUAAAAAAGGUGCUUAUUUGGAGACGGAUCUUGGAAAAAGAAGUCAAAUUCUUGAGUAUCAUCCAAAUGAUCAAGAUGAGGCAAGAAGAUCUUACCUUGUGAAUGGGCCAUGUAAAAUUAAAUUAAUUGAAUAUGAAUCCACAAAUAUUGAGGGAAGGGAACGUUCUUUUCAAUAUAGUUGGCAUGAAGAGUAUGACUGGUUGGAAUAUAGUGUAGAAAAAGAUGUUGUUUUUUGUUUGCCUUGUUAUGUGUGUUACAAUGGUACUAGUAAUUCUGCAUUUGUGGUGACUGGUUUUAAAGGUUGGAAUCUAAAGCAUAAGUUGGAUAAACAUGUUGGUGAGAAACCAAAUAGUCAUCAUAAAAAGUGUGUGAAAGCAUGUGAGGAUCUUAUGAAGAAAAAGCAGAGUAUUGAGUUUUCGUAUGCAAAAUAUAGCUCAAAAGAAGAAGUAGAUUAUCUUGUUCGUUUAAAAGCAUCACUUGAGGCUGUUAAAUAUCUUGUUAGAGGCGGAUUGGCAUUUAGGGCACAUAAUGAGGGUGAAAAUUCUAUUUAUAAGAGUCAUUUCCUAGAAUUUGUAGAAGCCUUAGGAAGAAAUAGUGAGAAAAUAGCUGCAGCAAUAACAAGUGGUGGGGGAAAUUGUAAGAUGACUUCUCCUAUUAUUCAAAAAGAACUUGCAAAUGCAUGUGCGGUUGAAACUAUUAAGAAGAUAGUUGGAGAAAUUGGAGAUGGAUUCUUUUGUGUUCUUGUUGAUGAAUCUGGUGAUUGCUCUGGUAAAGAACAAAUGGAUGUUGUAGUGCGGUUUGUUGAUGUUAGAGGGUUUGUUGUAGAAAGAUUUAUCGGCAUUGUUCAUGUUGAAGAUACAAGUGCGAUAUCGCUUAAAGGGGAUCUUGAAUGUUUGUUGUCGGGGUUUGGGUUGUGUAUAUCUAAAAUUCGAGGUCAAGGGUAUGAUGGAGCAAGUAAUAUGCGUGGUCAAUUUGGAGGUUUGAAGACUUUGAUUCAAAAGCAAAAUCCGCAAGCCUAUUAUGUUCAUUGUUUUGAUCAUCAACUUCAAUUGGCUCUUGUUUCAAUGGCGAGAAAGCAUGAAGAUGUUGAUUGGUUUUUUUGUGAAGUGUCUCGUAUUUUCACUUUCUUACGAUCAUCUAACAAAAGACAAGCUCUACUUCGGAAUAAACAAGUUGCUCAUUUUGCAAAUCUAAUUGAAAAAGAAUUGGUGGAAACUGGUAUUGGUUUAAAUCAAGAGUUGUCCAUUGCAAGAGCGGGUGAUACACGUUGGGGAUCUCACUUUCGAACUCUUAAUAGGUUGGUUGAUUUGUUUACUCAUAUUAUUGAAGUGUUCGAAGAUUUGAAAAAUGAUAGUCAUUAUAAGGGUGAACCAAAAAGUUUGUUACUUGUUAUGCAAACUUUUAGUUUUGUGUUUAUGUUGCACUUAAUGGUUGAGAUUUUAUCUUUGACAAAUAAUUUGUCACAAUCAUUACAAAAGGGGGAUCAAGAUAUUGUGCAUGCCAUGGAACUUGUCCAAAUAUGCAAGAAAAAGUUGCAAGAAUUUAGAGAUGAUGGAUGGGAAACACUUUAUGAGCAAGUUGUGGCUUCUUGUGGAAAUGUUGAAAUUGAUGUGCCUGACAUGGAGUCCCGGUAUGUAAAAGAUAAGAAAUCCAAACGACUUGCUCCUUUUGUUACAAAUUUUCAUUAUUUCAAGCAUGAUUGCUUCUUACAUGUCAUAGAUGUGGUAUUGAAAGAGUUGAAUGAUCGGUUUACACCUGAAAAUAUUGAGUUGAUCAAUUGUGUUGCUUGCUUGAGUCCUUGUUAUUCAUUUGAAUCAUUUGAUAUUAAAUCACUUGUGAGAUUGGCCAGAUUGUACCCAAAUGACUUUGAGGAUCUUACUGAUAAGGAAUUGUCUAGUGAAUUGGAGACUUAUAUUGAGAGUGUCAAGAUGGACGAUCACUUUUCCAAUUUGACUGGCAUCUCGGAACUUUGUAGGACUCUUGUUCGAACAAAGAAGCAUAAGACAUUUAGGUUUGUGUACACACUUGUCAAACUAGUUUUGUCCUUACCUGUGGCCACUACAAGUGUUGAGCGAGUAUUCUCGGGGAUGAAAUAUGUUAAGAAUGAGUUGAGAAGUAGAAUGGCUAAUCCAUGGCUAAAUGAUUGCUUAGUGACAUUUGUGGAGAAAGAGGUGUUUAAUACAAUCGAUGAUAUGGAUAUCAUCAAACGUUUCCAAGGAAUGAACAAGAGAAGAAUGCAUUUACGAUUAGACUAG